UUUUUGGAGGGCUAUAAAAAGAGGGAUUUUUUUAGUUUUUUUUUCUUUUAGUUUUUAUCCCCUCUUAUAUUUCAACAUGUCUCUUGCUAUUAUCAACAACAACACUGCUAUGGAUGAAUUUUCAUUAAAUGGUCAACCAUCAUUAGACCCUCAUCGUAGACAAAUUAUCAAGAGAAAAGUACUUGCUAUUGGAAAGAUGUCAAGAUCGUACACUGUCUUGAAAGAACACCCACAACUUGUACAACAAUUAAAGGCCUUGACAAAUGGUCGAUUACCUGUUGGCACUUUGGCUUCUGGUGAAAAGGGAAUUCGAGAAGCCAUCAUUCAAAAGACUAUGAACAAUGGUUUAUCAAAGUUAAAAGAACAAAAAGACCUUUCUUCCAAUCUAUAUCAUCACCAUCAACCCAAUUACAAAGUAGCUUCAAGAGAAGGUCAAAUCUAACUUAUUCGUCUCUCUCUCUCUCUCUCUCUUUAUGUAUAUAUCUAUAUCUACCCUUCAUAUUUAUUUUACGUUAAAUAAAGCCAAAUAUUUACAAUGCGUGA
Gilbertella persicaria is the source of this 543-nucleotide messenger RNA. RefSeq lists its product as uncharacterized. NCBI's taxonomy places the organism in Eukaryota, Fungi, Mucoromycota, Mucoromycetes, Mucorales, Choanephoraceae. The record is from RefSeq and is a predicted model, not a curated record. Bases 77 to 442 code for a protein of 121 amino acids. The transcript is spliced from 2 exons.